AUGUCGCAGAAUUCAAAGAGCAAAAUCGAAUUGCUCCAGGCGGAAGUCGAUGAAAACGACCAAAGUUUCUUCCGAUUACUAGUCGACGGACACGCCAUCAAAUACAUCACCAUCGAACCUCGAACCUACAGCGCAGAAGAUAUGUGCUUCGGCCCAUCUCUGGCUUCCGUUCUUCCCGACCUUCCCCCUGGAAAUUGGAACGAUGGACUGGUAGCUAGAGAUGGGGAAAAUGGGCAACCGCGCUUCACACGUGUUACUCAGACCGCGUUUGCCAGCGUCAGGAAUACGUGGCAUAGCACGUACGUCGACUACCUGGGGAUUAUCGUGGGUAGGAAAUUACGAACAGGCGUCUAUGAGGUUAGCUGCCCAUUAUUCGACAACGUUGUCGUCGCAAAAUUCGCCCGCUUUGACUGGGAGGCGCAGUACAUGGAGAAUGAAACUACGGCUUACCAAUGGAUCGACGGUUCUAGUAUUGGACCCCGGUUUCUCGGCCACUUGACUGAGGACGGACGGGUGAUAGGGUUCUUAAUGGAGCGUAUCACAGAUGCACGGCAUGCGGGCCCUCAAGACCUUCAGGCCUGCCAGGAAACAUUGUCUCGGCUGCAUGAGUUGGGAAUCCGGCAUGGUGAUACAAACCGCUUUAACUUUUUGAUCGGUCAAUCGAAGGCAAUCUUGAUCGACUUCGACACGGCCCAGAAGUGCGACAAUCAGGAUUCAUUGUUAGAAGAGUUCGAAGAUCUACCUCGGCGGCUGAACGAUUCGUCUAAUAGGGGUGGUGGGGGGAUUCUCUAG
Molecule: messenger RNA, 792 nt
Organism: Aspergillus thermomutatus
Lineage: Eukaryota; Fungi; Ascomycota; Eurotiomycetes; Eurotiales; Aspergillaceae
Exons: 1
Coding region: 1-792 (263 amino acids)
Source: RefSeq, a predicted model, not a curated record